This is a messenger RNA of Schistosoma spindalis, 624 nucleotides long. The record is from the annotation of a GenBank genome assembly. Lineage: Eukaryota; Metazoa; Platyhelminthes; Trematoda; Strigeidida; Schistosomatidae.
AUGUCUAGGGAAAAUUCUCCAUAUAUUCAAAUUGAAAGAACACUCUUAAUUAUUAAGCCGGAUAUUAUUAAUUAUGCAGAUAAAAUAGAAGAGCUUAUCUUACAAAAAGGAUUCUUGAUAAUACAGAAAAGACGCGUUCAUUUGACACCAGAACAAGCAAGCGAAUUUUAUGCAGAACAUUACGGGAAAAUAUUUUAUGCAACAUUAAUUGCCUACAUUAGCAGUGGUCCGAUAGAAGUACUAGUCAUAGCUAGAGAAAAUGCUAUAUCUAUUCUCCGUGAAUUAAUUGGUCCACAAAAUGCAUUUAGAGCUAAGGCGACCGCACCUGCAAGUUUAAGAGCUAUUUAUGGUACAGAUGAUCAACAGAAUGGAAUACAUGGAAGCGACUCGUUUACAAGUGCUGAAAGAGAAAUCAGAUUCUUCUUCCCAGAUAUGAUCGUUGCACCGGUUCCCGUAAGACUUGCAGCAAAAGAUUAUUUAGUUCGGAAUGUAAACCCAACUUUACUAAAAGGUUUGACAGAACUGUGCAAACAAAAACCUAAGGAUCCAGUACUUUGGCUGGCCGACUGGCUGCUGGAAAAUAAUCCAAAUAAACCUCAUCCCAUCGAUAUGGUCACCUCUUGA